AUGAGGCCACCUUCAUCUACGUUGCACAUGGCCUCUGAAAUGGCAAAGACGUCCAUUCAUAGUACUGGCGCCAGACUUCGAACUAACCCUGGGCCUCGGGACUCUGAGGUUUUGGCUUAUCCUUCAACUGAAGGCGUUGUUAUCGGUCAACUUUUAGGCGUCGAACUAGAUUGGCUUGGGAUUCCGCCUGCGUCCCCAGCUUUACUACAGCCGUCAGGUGACCAAGAUGGAGAAGAUGAAUUUGCCCUGAAACUUAUGCACAUCGGCGGCCGGUGGUGGCCAAGCCUCAAAUUCCAUGCUUUACAGGGAUUGACAAGUUGUCCCUACGGGUAUCACUAUCCGCCGGAUUUGCACUUCCCUGAUUCUCUUGGGGUUGGGGAUCGAUUACCCGAGGACACCCUAGAGAGGCCAGAAGACUGGUCUCGCCUAGCGGCCUGCAGAACUAUGGAAGAACGAUGGGCUGUACUUAAAGACUUUGGCGCUACCGAGUAUGACGAUGUCAAGAUGUGUCCUGAUAUUCCAGAUUCGUUGGCAGCAGGAGUUGUGGAGGGCAGACGCUAUGAAGAGCUAUUGAAGAAGAUGCAGGGUGACGAUUAUCGCGCCAUAUGGCUAGAUGAAUUGUGGAGGCGUAGGGAUUGAUGUGUUAUAGAGCCUGGUCUUCUUUUCAAAUACUCACUUUGUCCUCUGCAAUAGCCAAAAUUUUAGAGCCGUACUUUUGGCCCAGCUGCUCCGACUCAAAGACAAUGGGAGAAUUUGAGACAACUGCUGUGCCCAACAUGUUAACGGUAGUGUGUGGUACCUGUUGUGAGCUUGCACCACUGAGCAAUAAAGGGGGUUAAGGGGGGUUUGGUUAUCAUCAAGGCUGCGGACUGCUGUCGUUAUUGUAUUAUAAAGUGGCCAAUGGAGUUACUGUGAUAUAUGCUGGGUUUAGCAAUUCCCUACGAAUGGCAAGAUGGAUUCAUCAUACUUAACGAGUAUCAGCUAAAGUUGGGUAACGGAUAUGGUGUCACUGCCUUGUCACUAGUGUUAUCGUUUUCGACACAUGAUGGUCACGUUCAAGGUAAAGGCUACUACGG
Molecule: messenger RNA, 1076 nt
Organism: Xylaria bambusicola
Lineage: Eukaryota; Fungi; Ascomycota; Sordariomycetes; Xylariales; Xylariaceae
Exons: 2
Coding region: 1-639 (212 amino acids)
Source: RefSeq, a predicted model, not a curated record